UAGUAGUAGGGGUACUGUAAUAAAUAAGAAGGUAGAAGGAGGAAAGGGUCGGGUAUAUAACAUAACUACAGCCAUUCUCCAAACACAGCAUUCAGUCUUGUUGUUUUAACUCUCACCAACUCUGUUAACAAAAAACAGAGAAUCAAAGAGACCAUCACCCAUUUAUUCCUCUCAUCACUAAUACGUGACACACUCUUUUCUAUCUCACCUUCCACUCUUCUAUACAUUACUCCAACACACCUGCAACACUAUCAAAUUCGGAAAUUAAAACUCAAUUAAUAAACAAAUUCACCUUCACUAAGUGUGAUUCAAUAAUGGAUCUCACUAAAGUCACACUAGAGAUCUUCUCCAAACUUGAACACAAAUGGCUUUCUCAUUGUAAAGACACCAACAAAACACGCAUUCUCAGCAUUGACGGCGGUGGAACCACCGCCAUUGUUGCCGGAGCUUCGUUAAUCAAUCUCGAGGAUCAGAUCCGUCAACAGACCUCCGAUCCUCACGCUCAGGUAGCAGAUUUCUUCGACAUUGUUGCCGGUACCGGCAUUGGCGCUAUUCUUGCAGCAAUGAUCACCGCCGCCGAUGCCUUCGGUAGACCUCUUUACACUGCAAAAGAAGCUGUACGUAUCGUUACCGAGAGAAACUCCGAACUCUAUAAACUCAAAUCCGCCGGAGUAUUUCGCCGGCGCCGUAGAUUCUCUUCGAGGAACAUGGAUAACGUGUUGAAGGAAGUGUUCGUUAAAAAAGAAGAUGGAAGUUUGUUGACUUUAAAGGACACGUGUAAACCGUUGCUUAUACCUUGCUUUGACCUCAAGAGUUCGGCUCCAUUCGUUUUUUCUCGAGCCGAUGCGUCCGAAUCUCCGAGCUUCAACUUCGAACUAUGGAAAGUAUGCCGCGCCACAUCAGCUACGCCGAGUCAUUUCAAGCCGUUUAACUUCACUUCUGUCGACGGCAAAACUUCUUGCUCCGCCGUGGACGGUGGUCUGGUAAUGAACAAUCCUACAGCCGCGGCGGUCACGCAUGUUCUCCAUAACAAGCGCGAUUUCCCAUCGGUAAACGGCGUGGAGGAUCUUUUGGUCCUUUCCUUGGGAAACGGAUCGUCGAACUCGAAAACGUGCGUGAGCCGCACGUGCUCAACGCCGUCGGUAGUUGACAUUGUUCUUGACGGCGUUUCCGAGACCAUUGACCAAAUGUUAGGAAACGCAUUCUGUUGGAACCGUACGGAUUACGUCAGAAUUCAGGCGUUUGGUUUGGGAAACGAAGCAGUGAGGAAAAAUGGAGUGACAGAAGAGGAAGUGCUGAAAGAGAGAGGACUUGAGUCGUUACCGUUUGGCGGGAAGCGGUUACUGACGGAGACUAACGGAAACAGAAUCGAUAGCUUUGUGCAACGUCUUGUUGCUACCGGGAAACCUAGCCCACCGUUUAGUCCUUGCAAGGAUUCCACCGUUAAACCUCUCGCUAACGGCCGCUAGUUUUUUGUAUUCUUACAUUUCUAUGUUUUUUUUAGCUUUUUUAACGCUGUAAACUGUAACCAGUGGUUUUUUUACCUAGCCAUGCCAGCUGCUAGCUGCCAGAGUUAAUAAUUUAGCUUGUAUGUAGGCAAUUGCUUUUUUGUUCUUAGAGUGAUUUCGGGUAUUAAUACAUUUUUUUAACACGCAUUUUUUACAUAAUUUUUGUGGAGAACGUAUUUGAUGUAAUAAAAAAUGUGUGUCAAGAAAGUGUAUUGUUUUUUCUAUCUAUAAAUUUCCACGUUUGCUUCUGAUUAUGUUCUACGGAAGCAAAGGAAGAGUAGUUCCAUGAA
Cicer arietinum (chickpea) is the source of this 1798-nucleotide messenger RNA. RefSeq names its product probable inactive patatin-like protein 9. NCBI's taxonomy places the organism in Eukaryota, Viridiplantae, Streptophyta, Magnoliopsida, Fabales, Fabaceae. Gene Ontology annotation, biological process: lipid metabolic process. The record is from RefSeq and is a predicted model, not a curated record.